UUGCUGUUUGUUAUGGCUCUGUCUAUGUUCUGCUGCUGCUGGUUCUGGUGCUGCUACUGCCCUGUCAGCUGCUGUGUUGUCUUCUGCCUGGUGCUGUGCUACCUCCUGCCUGAGUGUGUUUAAUAUUCCUGAUGAGCCAGACAAGAGAAGAUCGUUUGAAGGUUUUGUACAAGAGAGAUUCAAAAACUUCAAAAGUUCGUUGAGAACAAGAUGGAUCCAUAAGAAACAAAGGCAUAAACCGAAGAAAACUGUGAUGGGUAAUGCAAGAAAGGAGGAACCUGAGAAGAAACCGUGGGAUGUAUAUCCACAAAUAACGGUGAAGGACUGGGAGAAGUUUGUGGCGAAAUCAACUACUACUACUGCACUUGAAAAAAGUCAACAAGCUACGAGCAAUACUGAGAAGAAAAUGUAUAACCAUCAUAUGGGUUGUAAGACAUUUGCGGAAAGUAGACCAAAGUGGAUCAAAGAGGGUCUAUACCCCGCAUCCAAAAUACCAUCAUCUGAUAAACCGCUUGAUUCCACGGUCACAAGUUUGGUAAGUCGUGCAAAUGAUUGGUGGUGUGCUAUGCAUGGGAUCGACAAGAACACCGGGAAGUACAUCAUGCACUCGGAUAAAAGGCCAGUAGCAGAUGCACUUCUCGAGCAUACGUCGGAAGUGGUUGAAGGCAAGCUCACUCCAAGCAUAGAGAACGAUCCUUUUACCUUGGCUUUGGGAAAACCAUACCACCCUGGCGAGUCAUUGGUGCGGGAGGGAAACAACUAG
This is a messenger RNA of Chenopodium quinoa (quinoa), 763 nucleotides long. RefSeq lists its product as uncharacterized. The transcript has 4 exons. NCBI's taxonomy places the organism in Eukaryota, Viridiplantae, Streptophyta, Magnoliopsida, Caryophyllales, Amaranthaceae. The record is from RefSeq and is a predicted model, not a curated record. The coding region runs from base 254 to 763 and encodes 169 amino acids.